AUGAGAGUUCUACCACCCAACUGGGAAGGGAUUCAUCCCGCUUACCCCAGCAGACCCUCACCUUUCAAUGAGUCCGCCCUGACGAAAGCGCCCUUUUGGGCUGGUGGCGCCGGUGCCGUUGCUGCUGCUAUCAUGCUGGUCACGAAGCGCUCGCCCUCCGCAGGCCUCAAGACCGCCGCCUGGACUACGCUUCUUUUCGGGAUCCCUACCACUGCCCUCGAGCGCUACGCCGGCCACACAAUAGCCAAGCCCUACCUCGAGAGCAAAGGAUGCGAAGUGCCCAAACAAAAAAUAAUCGAUCGUCCUUUCGCCAUUGACGCCGACAACUACAUUCUUGUAGGAGGCCUUCUCGGAAUCGGAGCCGCUGCUUCUGUGCGCAAGCCAUGGGGAGUUACAGGCUGGCAGCGUUGGCUAGGUGCCUUCAGCUGCGGCAGUUUUGUCGGCGCAUCCUUCAACCAGGUCUACCACUACAGCACAACACCUACCCUUAUGGAGACCAUCGCUAGACAACAAUCACAACGUAUGAUGUGGAGAGAGGACGUGAAGCGUUUUGUCGAGUCUCGUGCCUUCACCGAAAGUCGUCUGAGCCCCGACAACCCGAAGCAACCAGGAAUGACUUCCAUGAACGAUAUGCUCAAAAAUGUUGGAGGUUCUAAUAACGCUAUGGUCAGAGCGAUGCAUGCUGCUGCCGAAGAGGCCGCACAAGCUGCUCAAGAGGAGGAUGUCGACGAAAAAGACCCACAACCACACUUCAGCGAGAUGCGCGAAGGAGAGCGUGUCUUCUUCCCCGAACCAAAUUACAAGUGGCAGCCCGGUACCGACGGCGUCGAACAGAUCGAGUCUCACAUUCAGACGUUAAAAGAAAGACGGUCACGCCUAGCAAACGAAGCAUCGAUGCUGUUCUACACACUUGCAUCCAAGCAGAACGACCUGUAUCUCACCGACAAAGACGACUUUGAGAGAGAGCAGCGUCGCGUUGAUGCCGAACUCAUGGGUCACCUACACACUCAAACAUACCUCGAAAUCUCACGGUUGGAUUGGUGCAUUGCCGACUCACAGAAGACACGACUUCAACUCAAAGCUCUGGAGAACGGUCAACAAUGGUUGCCCCAGAAGCCUGAGAUUGAACCAAUACCCCAACAUGCACGCCGUCUGCUCGACGACUUUGACCAUGAGAACGAAGUCGCUCGCGCCGAAAUGGAUAUGCUUUCCGAGCAAGCCGUUGCCGCUCUGCAGGACCCAGGACUUGGCGCCAUCGACAUGACUACCGGCAAAGUGGUCGAUGAUCCUCAUGCACAGAUCAAGAAGGAUCUUCAGGAACUGAAGCGAGUUCAGAAGGAAUCUGUCAUGAUCCGCGAGGCCAUCACAAAGCUCAGAGAGGAGAUGGGUAUUGAGAAGGCGGACGAUUAGCCUUAUCUGUAAAUAGAAGUAACAGCAAUUGUACAUUCAUUCAAACACCCUGAUGUUCCAGCCGCGCCAAUCACACCAAACUCAGGUUGCUGUUGAUCGAUUCUGCAACGUUGAUCAUACGAGGACAGAAGAUUACCCAGGGCCUGGUCGAACAGAUCCAGCGAGAGUUGCGAAAGACGUACUUGUGAAUACUCAGCCUGAGACAACAGAGCGUGGGAUACACCGGCCACCUUCCAUAGGAGGCUGCAAGAAUGGUACAGCAAUGUGACAAGAACAAGGCAAACACGGCUGUGUCCUCCAGCGCAUCAUACCUUACAAUCCAUUGUCGCAUUGUUCUACCAGGCUGAGUCGUGUGGCAGCAGAUAUUCCUUCCGGCCAAUCUUUCGCCCGAGUAACCAAGAUGCCGAUAUUAAUAAAUCGACCA
Aureobasidium pullulans EXF-150 is the source of this 1834-nucleotide messenger RNA. RefSeq lists its product as uncharacterized. Bases 1 to 1410 code for a protein of 469 amino acids. The record is from RefSeq and is a predicted model, not a curated record. NCBI's taxonomy places the organism in Eukaryota, Fungi, Ascomycota, Dothideomycetes, Dothideales, Saccotheciaceae. The transcript has a single exon.